Porites evermanni is the source of this 4269-nucleotide messenger RNA. The record is from the annotation of a GenBank genome assembly. NCBI's taxonomy places the organism in Eukaryota, Metazoa, Cnidaria, Anthozoa, Scleractinia, Poritidae.
UUAAAGAGUUCUUUUCAAAUAUGUUUACACUUCAUUGCUGAUCAACAUCAAGUUUUCAUAAGGCCCAAAAUGUGAGUCGAUUGAAAGGCAUAGAAAAUUAGAUAUAAAAAUUUAAUAUUAAACUACUUUGUCUAAUUCUAAAUCAUAAAUAUUUUAAUGUUGAAAGGCAAAGAAAAGGAAAUACUAAAGUUUUAUAUUUAAUUCCAUUGCCCGGUCUAUUUCUAAAUUAUCUCUAUUUUUAACAUGGUGUCUAACGCAAAUAUAUUUUUUACUAUUUAUGGUUCCCAUAUUUAAUAGUUCGAUUAUCUCAAAAAUCUUGAAAAGAUCUCUAUUGAAACUUCUGUUUAAACAGGUGGAACAAUUAUUUGUUUUCUAGAUCCUUUUGACUCUGAGCCUAGUGAGACACCACAAUUCGAGAUUAAUAAAAAUCGUUUCCCGUUCGAGAUCAAAAACGAAAAGUUAAGAAAAUCCAACCGUCACGACAAUUAAUUCAAGCCUUUAGUCACUUGCUUGGAUUAAUUUAAAAUCAUCAGUCUCGAUGUUUUAAUUGCUUCCGCUGUCUAUUUAGUUUGCGCCAUCUUCUUGGAUGAGUUCACUCUCCUUACUGCUUGAGACGUACAUUAAAUCGGUGUUUCUUUUUUUCUGAUAUUAUGUCGACCAGCAACUUGAGCAACCUCUCAUCAAGCGAAAAGGAUUUGGAUUGUCGAGUAUUAUAUGAGCCAUAUGUGUUUAAAAUAAGUUUGAUAGUUGUCUACUGUAUGGUCUUGUUGGUUGGCUUGACUGGAAACGCCCUUAUAAUCACCUUGGUGUACAAGCGGAAAGACUUAAGAAAGACUAUAAAUCAGCUUAUCGCCAACAUGGCAUUUUCUGACUUUGUCUUUCAGUUAACAUUCAUUCCAGUUGAGUUGGCAAAAGCAGGGUAUGGUCAAUGGCCGAUCGCUGAACCGGCUGGAUCAAUCGUCUGCAAGAUCCAGACUUUUGUUGUUUAUGCCUCUGUUUGUGUUUCUAUACAAAGCCUAACUUGGAUUGCUUUAGACCGGUUUAUAGCGGUAGUCUUUCCAAUGAAAGUCUAUCUGAUUUCCUCCAGAUUUCGCGUUUUGGCCAUUGCUUCCAUGUGGAUCGUUGCCGUGUUGUGCGGGUCCGCAUCUUCUAUUGAUUCUAAACUCGUGCACAAAAAUGGUGCACUUGACUGCACAGAGAAAACAACUCCAAUUUCUCAAUAUGUCGGAGCCGCCUGUUCCUUUGCUUCGUUGAUUUCCAUAACAAUUUUAUACUGCACUAUAGCGGUAACUCUACGAAGGAAAAAUAAAGCUCUCCCCACUUCCGCUGUGAAUGGAAACGUUCAGAGAAAACGGCAAGCCAUGAAAAUGUCCAUUUGCGUCGUGGCAGCCUUUUAUUUAUGUUUUGUCCCUCUCAUUAUUAUUGUCUUGUUGUCAGAAAGAGCACUGGAAAGAUCAUGUUUGUUACUCAGAGUACUAUGGCCAUUUACUGGCCUGACGAUCAACCUUUCAAGCUCGGCAAAUCCAAUAAUCUGUUUCAUCUUUGUCGAAAACUACCGGCGUGGCCUGAGAGAAUUUUGUGGUUCGUUUCUUAUUAAAUGCUCGAAGAGAAGACAAAACAUUGACUAUGGUGCAAAAGGAAUAAGUCUUCAGAGUAUAAGGGUCCUGCAAAACUCUUAUGGUAAUUAAUUAAACAUUUAUUUUAUUUUCUAAAUAAAAAGCGUUUUCCGAAGCUCCUCAGUAUUGAUUAGCUUGUUGCAUAAAGGCUCCAAGGAAGUAAUGUGUAGAGAUCGUGAAAACUGUACGGUCGUGUACGUUGCCAACGCCCUGUUCGCUGAUGAUGUAAGUGUCGUUUCGCUUACGUACUAGAUGAGUUUCCUAACUGCUUUCGCCAGAUCAGUAGCCGAAAGAACGAAGCACAUACAUGCGUAUCGCACUUUUUCUUAUCAUGCUAAAGUGAACGAGCUAUAUACGUGCGCAGCGCUCGUUUGGCCUCUUAAGUGAAGCGACAUAAGACUUUGACGAAACGACCGGUCAGCAAAACUGACAUGAAAAAAGCCAAAUCACUGGCGCCCUAUUUUCCCUUGACCUUGCGUUAGCGACGUCACUACUAUCUGAGAGCCUGGCUUAGGCUACUUGAUACGUCUAUUAAUAAAGUAUUUAUAAAGUAUUGUUGUUAUAAAUGUACUGUAUUGUACUUGAUGGCAGUUAUCUGACUUAACCUUUUUAAGAUUAUUAAGAUGCUAUGGCACCGAAUUUACGAAGCAUUCCUAACUUUUAAGUUAGGCUUGUUUCGUGAAUUCGGCACCAUAGAUCUCAACUAUUGUUUCUUUCACUCUCAGGAGUGGGAAAAGUCAAAAUCCGACUAAAAUAUCAAAGAUGCUGAAAAACAAAUUGUACCAUGACAUAAAAUUAACGGCGAAGAGGUUUCAUUGGACAGCUAUAGCAUUUCGUCUACAGACUUAAAGUUAGAGGCACCUUACAAAGAUUCCAUCAAUCACUCUGAGACUAAAAUGGUUGAAAACAACAGGUGAUUGUAAAGGAACAAUAAAUAAGAUGCGUCUUAUCGUUGGAACUUUUAAAUCCGGCCUCUCGUGUUUAAUUUUAAAGGUCAGAUGCUCACACUUGUAUACAACCAUCAUUUUCCCGUAAAACGUUACUUCCUGCCUGCCCAGCGACCCUAUUGAAAUGAAAUCAUUGUUAAUAAGUGAAAGUACACUCGUUUGAAAAAAAUGACAAUGACAAAAUAGAUAAAAUUUAGUUUAGUUUCUGUUAAAGGCUAGCCAGACUUUCUCGCCUUUGUUUUGCCAACUGGUUUUAAUGAUUUCCGUGCCAUUAAUUUUUCAAUUUACAGUUUGUUUUUGUUUUUUUUUCACGGGGUGAAGUAUACGAUCCAGUGUGACAGUACAGCAUACAACAGGCUACACAUGAUGUACUCAAUUUUUAAUCACAAGCAGGAGUAUUUGUCAGGUCUUUGAAUUUAUGAAUGUUUGAAACAAGAACCGCUUUUCAGACAGGCUCGAUUUCCGUCGUCACCCGGGUCUGGUCUUUGAUCCUAAUCGAGCCUACAUUUCAAACUGCAAGUUUAUUGAACACUAUAAAAAUGAAAUAUUAAAAUUAAACAUGAAAUUAUUUUUUAUUAUUAUUUAAAGAGUUCUUUUCAAAUAUGUUUACACUUCAUUGCUGGUAAACAUAAGGUUUUUAUAAGGCACAAACCGUGAGUCGAUUGAAAGGCACAGUAAAUUAGAUAUAAAAGUUAAUAUGAAACUCCUUUGUCUAAUUCUAGAUUAUAAAUAUUUUAAUGUUGAAAGGCAAAGAAAAUGAAAUAGUAAAGUUUUAUAUUUAAUUCCUUUGCCUGGUCUAUUUCUAAAUUACAUAUAUUUUAACAUGGUGUCUAACGCAAACAUAGUUUUUAUUAUUUAUGGUUCCCAUAUUUAAUAGUUCGAUUAUCUCAAAAAUCUUGAAAAGAUCUCUAUUGAAACUUCUGUUAAAACUGGUGGAAUAGUUAUUUGUUUUCCAGAUCCCUUUGACUCUGAGCCUAGUAAGACAACAAUUCGAGAUUAAUAAAAAUUGAUGAACGUUCGAAAUCAAAAACGAAAAGUUAAGAAAAUCCAUUACCGUCACGACAAGUAAUUCAAGUAUUUAGUCGGUUGUUUGGAUUCAUUUGAAAUCAUCAGUCUCGAUGUUUUAAUUGCUUCCACUGUCAAUUUAGUUUGCGGCAGCUUCUUGGGUCAGUUCACUCUCCUUUCCGCUUGAGACGUGCGUUCAAUAGGUGUUUUUUUUUUCUUAUAUUAUGUCGACCAGCAACUUGAGCAACGUCUCAUCAAGAGAAAAGGAUUUGGAUUGUAGACUAUUAUAUGAGCCAUAUGUGUUCAAAGUAAGUUUGAUAGUUGUCUACUGUAUGGUCUUGUUGGUUGGCUUGACUGGAAAUGCCCUGAUAAUCACCUUGGUGUACAAGCGAAAAGACUUAAGAAAGACUAUAAAUCAGCUUAUCGCCAACAUGGCAUUAUCUGACUUUGUCUUUCAGUUAACAUUCAUUCCAGUUGAGUUGGCAAAAGCAGCGUAUGGUCAAUGGCCGAUCGCUGAACCAGUCGGAUCAAUUGUCUGCAAGAUCCAGAGUUUUGUUAUGUAUGCCUCUGUCUAUGUUUCUGUACAAAGCCUAACUUGGAUUGCAUUAGACCGGUUUAUAGCAGUAGUCUUUCCAAUGAAAGUUCAUCUGAUUUCCUCCAGAUUUCGCGUUUUGGCCAUUUCUUCCACGUGGAUCGUUGCC